AUGGGAGUGUUCAACGGAGAGACGGCGGCGGGGAGAGGGCUGAGGCAGUACUUCAGCAGGCAGUGUGAAGAGUUGAGUACCUUAUUGGAUCAGGAGGUCGACGACGGGCAGUUGGUGUUCUACAGGAAGUUUGUAUUCAACUACACAGCACUGCUGAGGGCAAGCACGGAUGCGGGGGAAGGGGUCCCAAAGGUGGAACUGCUGGAAGAGUACGGACUCAAGUAUGUACUAAGCACGCUCUCGAAGAUGAUAUCGAUACUGAAGUUUAAGUCCGGCGGGAACCUGGAAAACAUGUUCCAGAACAUGCUUACGUCCCUAAUGAUGUCCACAAUGACAAUGGAGCAUGGAUUGGGGUUCAAGGGCACUGACUACACGCCGUUACUCGAGUUGAUAAGUAUGGAAAGAAACUGCCGAGGUUACUCAAGAGGGUUGGCAUCAGUGACUGUGUUGUACCUGUUCAUAGUCGGAUUUGAAACUGGCGGAGGGGGAGCUGUUGUGUUUAAACAUGGAGUUGAGUUGCCUAUGCUGAGUAAGAUGCACGAGGAGGUGAACAGAAUGUACUUCUCAAAGGAAUUUAAGGCGGCAGAAAUAGCUUUAAAGCUGGACGAUGUACAGCCCGUGGAUAGCCUAGGGCUAGGAUUUGAGGAAUCACUGAGGCGUUUUAGAGCAAGCGUAGCGAACACGACCAAAAGUGACUUGAUAGAGCUGUACUACUGGAACCAAAACAACUUCUACAACUUCACACUGCCGCCGAGCGUAUUUAAGAAGCUGAUCGCAUUUAAGCAUUAUUUACAUCCGCAUCUCUUUGGAACCAUAUCAAGAUGUCUAAAUAAAUUUCCUGAACCAAUUCUAAGUAUUGGUAGAACGAAGGAUAAAACAAGGCACGCCAGUACAAUGGACAGUGAGGAAAAGGGACCUGAUGAGGCAUGUACCAGUGGUUAUGAUGAAUCUACUAGUAAAGUGAAAGAUAAACAGGUUGACUUUACAAGGUACGAUAAGUCGUCACAGGUAUCAGUUCAUGAAGUGAGGAGACCUGAGGAGCGUGAAAGUAGAAUUCAUGCUGAGUCACCUAGAGACCCUGUGUUGGAUGAGCCCAUGAAAAUAAUUAAGAACUUGUACGAGGGACAGCUGGAGUUUGCAAAGGUUAAGCUGCAGAAGAUGGAGUCGCAGCUGCAUAUUCUGGCAAACUCACUGCAGUUGUCACAGAUGACCAACGAGAACAUGAGAAAUCGCAUAAAGCUUCUGGAGAAACAGGUGGAGCCGAGUAGCGAAAAUAACCUUGACGUGGAGCUGGAAAGGGAAAGACAGAAGUACGGUCACCUGGAACAGAUGUAUAACGUAAGCACUUGA
Molecule: messenger RNA, 1350 nt
Organism: Theileria orientalis strain Shintoku
Lineage: Eukaryota; Apicomplexa; Aconoidasida; Piroplasmida; Theileriidae
Exons: 6
Coding region: 1-1350 (449 amino acids)
Source: RefSeq, a predicted model, not a curated record